GAAUAUCAUAUUGGUUCCACGAGGAUAAGUUUAUAAACCAUUUCGUUAAAGUUAUAAUUUCUCUUUAUUAUACAAUAUUAUUCUGACUCGCGGUGGUCGCUGAUAAUCGUACAUUCGUAGGGUACUUGAAUCGAUAGUUGACACCUACAAUCAGAUCGAGCCUAUUGAUGAGUUAUUGUUGGGAAAUAAGGAAUUAAUUUGGAGUGAGGAUAGACCAAUCUUUUAGCGUUUCAUCGUUUGUGAGAUCUACACAGCGUGCUCAAAAGAUAUUCGUAUACUCCUUCCCAACAAACUAAAAGAUUGGCUACGUACGAUUCAUUAUGCCGGGCAGUACGAGAAGCACUCGCAGUCGUAAGGUAAAAACCCACUGCCAAGCGUGCAAGGAACCCGAUACCGAUCGGAUGGUCAGUUGUGGUCAUUGUGGAUCAUGGUGGCAUUACGCGUGUGUGGGUGUUAAUGAGAGCAUCGCAGAACCCGAGAGAACGUUUACAUGCCCGAUAUGCCAAAAACCAUCGGCACAAAUUCCAGUUGGUGGAUUUUCUUCUAGUAGGGCCAGCAGUAAAGCCAGCUCAACGUCUACAACCGCCAGCUCGCGAGCGAAGAAAGCUCGUUUACAGCUCGAGCGUCUCGAGGCCCAAAAAGCUCUAGCGAUGAAGCGAAUAGAGCUGGAACGUCGAGAGCAGGAUCGGAGGCUGGAGCAACAAAAGAAGGAGGCUGAGACGUUAUUGCAGCUCAAGCUGGACCAAGAACGACAACGGAAGAAUGCAGAACUGGAAAAAUUGCAGCUGGAAAUGGAGCAAACCGUUAUGAACGAAUCAUUUCGGCUGCGGGAAAUUAUCGAAACCGAGGACAACGACGAUGACGGCGGCAGCAGAGUAUCGGAACAGAGUUCUAUCAGCAAGGUUGAGAGGUGGAGAAUUAUGAACUCGACGAUGAAGACUAUGGCGGAGAAAAACCCAACAGACCCAGGUAACGAACAAGUAACAGCUACGACAGGGACACUAGCCAGGCAGGACAGUUCAGGACAACCAACUAGCGAAACAGAAGAUGUUCUGGGAAAGGCUUUAGCAGGUAUUUCGUUAGGGCCAGUAGAUUUAGAGCCAACCUUAGGAGGACUUAUCGGUCGAACGGAAAAUGUCACUGAGCAGGACGUUGUUAGGGAACAGCAUGUCAUUCCUCCAUCCGUUAACGUUCCCUCUCCCCAGUGUCAGUCUUCUGUCAGUAAUAUCGUUUCGGCGAUUGAAAAUCCGCCAAAUUCAGUUUCCGCGCAGUCGAAUAAUGUCAAUCAAAUCAGUGCGAGCCAUGGAAGAGGCACAGUGACGGUACAAGAUCUACUCGGAGAAUCGUAUCCGCUACCGUUAAACAACCAAGUGUUUGUUCCUCGACAGUGUACAUUACCUGGUGUACAACAACCAUCGUCCGAUGAUCGUCGAGUUCAUUUGCAGCGUCCACCAAUUCACGCCAUCCAGACUCACGAUGGUGCUGGUCCUUCGCCAGUCCAACACUCAGGGUAUGUGGAAAAUGUGGACUUCGAACCGACGGCACGGCAACUAGCGGCAAGGCAUGUGAUGGCGAAGGAGCUGCCAACCUUUUCUGGAAAUCCGGAGGAUUGGCCGCUGUUUAUCAGCUCAUACAACAACUCUACGCGAGCAUGUGGUUUCUCAGACGCGGAAAACUUGGCGAGAUUGCAGCGAUGCUUGAAAGGGCAUGCUCUGGAAUCGGUGCGCAGCCGCCUCCUUCUACCUUCUAGCGUUCCACACGUCCUCGCUACGCUUGAAACGUUGUAUGGAAGGCCGGAAUUGCUUAUACAUUCACUGCUACAGAAGGUCAGAAACGUACCUGCACCGAAACAAGACCGACUCGAUACGCUGAUUGGCUUUGGCAUGGCCGUUCAAAACCUUAGUGACCACUUGGAAGCUGGUCGUCAGGAAGCACAUCUCAACAACCCGAUGUUAUUGUUUGAGCUGGUUGAAAAGCUUCCUGCACACAUGAAGUUAGAUUGGUCGCUUUACAAGCAGCGGUGCGCAGCAGUAAAUCUGCGAACGUUUUCGCAGUAUAUGCAGACGUUGGUGCGAGCAGCUACCGACGUGACACUGAACUAUGAUCCAACACAAUAUCAACAACGUACGCUGAAAGAUAAAAAAAGUUUCUGCGGCACUCACACGGCGAAGGAGGAUUCAGAAGCGGUCAUGGAAACGGAAUCAGCCCCAAAUGCAUCGUACCCAACCGGACCGACAUGCUACAUCUGCAAGAGUCCGGAGCACAGAGUGAAAGACUGCGAUGAGUUCGAACAGAAAACAGUGGAUGAUCGGUGGAGAAUCGUACAACAAAUCGGUUUAUGCCGCCUUUGCCUCGGGUCACAUGGUAGGAGACCUUGCAAGGUACGCAAGCAGUGCGGAAUAAAUGGAUGUCCGAGUCGGCAUCAUCCAAUGCUGCAUUCUACCCAGAAAUUCAGCAAUUCUAAGGCUGAAUCGAAUGAACCCAGACCAGGACCCUCAACAGAGAAGUCGACCGAGACCAAUGCUGCUACCAACCAUCAUUUCACCGGGAAGUCAACUCUCUUCCGUAUCAUUCCCGUUACGCUGUAUGGAAACAACCGAUCUGUAACAGAGUUUGCAUUCCUAGAUGAUGGAUCGGAGAAAACGCUAGUGGAUGAAGACGUAGUAAAAAAGCUAGGAGUAGUAGGAGAGCCGCAAGCAUUGUGUCUGCAGUGGACAUCAAAUGUAAAAAGGACGGAGCCCAACUCGCAACGCCUUACUCUAGAGAUCGCUGGAAACAACGGCGCCGGCAGACACACAUUGAAGGAUGUGCGCACUGUAAGUAAGCUGGAGCUACCACGACAGUCGUUGUGCUACGCAGAUUUAUCAGCAUCGUAUCCAUAUCUGGAAGGAUUGCCGAUAGAGGACUACAUGAAUGUCUUACCACGUAUACUGAUCGGGAAUGACAACGCACAUGUGACGUCUACCCUCAAAAUUCGUGAUGGCAGACCAGGAGAACCAAUCGCUGCCAAAUCGCGUCUAGGAUGGACGGUGUACGGUUCUAGCCAGGAUCGAACUGCGGAAACUAAGCACAGCUUUCACAUCUGCGAAUGCCAGGACGAUGACCAAUCAGUGCAUGAACUAGUUGAGCAGUUUUUUUCAGUUGAAAGCUUGGGUAUAAUGCAUGUGCCACGAGUAGAAUCUGAGGAAGAACAACGGGCAAAUCGGAUUCUGAAGGAAACUACUAAACGCAUCGGACAGCGGUUUCAAACUGGACUUCUGUGGAAAUACGAUUAUUUCGAAUUCCCAGAUAGUUACCCGAUGGCAGUUCGACGUCUACAGUGUUUGGAACGAAAGAUGCAGAGUGAUCCGGUUAUUGGAGACAGCGUGAAAAGGCAGAUCUCCGAAUACCAACAGAAAGGGUACAUUCACAGGGCAACCGUGGAAGAACUGAACGAGGCGGAUAUACGUCGUACGUGGUACUUGCCUUUAGGCGUUGUUAUAAACCCGAAAAAACCAUCGAAGAUCCGCAUCUUUUGUGACGCCGCGGCGAAAGUUGAUGGUACGUCUUUGAAUACAAUGUUACUAAAAGGACCAGAUUUUUUGAAAACACUGCUGGAAGUUCUGUUUGGGUUUCGAGAAAGGCGCGUUGCUCUGUGUGCGGACCUCAAGGAGAUGUUCCACCAAAUUCAAAUAAGGCCGGAAGAUCGACAUGCACAACGAUUACUUUGGCGAGAUGAUCCGGCUAAACAGCCCGAGGUUUAUUUGAUGGACGUCGCUACCUUUGGCGCAACGUGCUCUCCGUGUUCAGCACACUACGUCAAAAACCUGAAUGCGGAAGAGCAUUCAAACGAGUAUCCGGCUGCCGCUGAUGCUAUCAUUCGGAAGCAUUAUGUAGACGACUACCUCGAUAGUUCCGACAGUGUCGAAGAAGCAGUACAACUAGCAUUGCAGGUGAAACAUGUUCAUUCCCUUGGAGGUUUCCACCUGCGGAACUGGCUUUCCAAUUCGGAAGAAGUGCUCGCACGGAUCGGGGAAAAGGAAUCACAAUCAGGCAAACUACUUCAGCUAGAAAAGGGCAAAUCUACAGAGCGUGUUCUCGGAAUGUACUGGAAACCAGAGCCGGACGUGUUCACAUUCUCGACUUCAUUGGCUACUAGCGUCGAGCAUCCUACCAAGCGACAAGCUCUUCGUGUGGUGAUGAGUUUGUUUGAUCCAGCUGGGCUGUUAUGCUUCUUCCUGAUCCAUGGCAAAAUCUUAAUACAGGACUUGUGGCGAGCCAAAACUGAAUGGGACCAGCUGAUUCCCCAGGAAUUGUGCGAACGAUGGAUACGGUGGACAACUAUGUUCCAAAACUUGGAUCAGAUAAGUGUUUCGCGGUGCUAUUUCUCGCAGUAUUCGGUGAGAGACAUUGUGUCGCUUCAGUUGCACAUCUAUGUCGAUGCGAGCGAAGAAGCCUAUGCUUGUGUCGCUUACUGGCGCGCGGUGCUUCCUAACGGAAUUCAAGUCUCAUUGAUCGGAGGAAAAUCUAAAGUGGCUCCGCUGAAGGCGCUCUCCAUACCCAGGCUAGAGUUGAUGGCAGCGGUGAUCGGCGUACGCUUAAUGAAAACGAUAGUAAGUGGACACUCUCUGACGAUAGAGAAAACGAUAUUCUGGUGUGACUCCAAGACGGUGCUGGCAUGGAUAAAUUCGGACCAUAGAAAGUAUCGACAGUUCGUGGCAUGCCGUGUGGGAGAAAUCCUGUCCAAGUCCCGACCGGAACAAUGGAGAUGGAUAUCUACUAAGAAAAACGUUGCUGAUGAGGCUACCAAGUGGGGCAAAGGGCCCUGCUUUUCUCCAAAUAGCCGUUGGUUUCGAGGGGAAGAUGAUCUGUAUCUACCGGAAGAUCAGUGGGACAACGAUCGAGGACUAGUAAUCGACAAAACCAACGAAGAGCUAAGGAUUUGUAUGAUUCAUCGAGAAGCCAACACGGUGCCUUUCGUAAACUGGGAUCGAUUUUCAAAGUGGACUCGACUGUACCGAGCAGUUGCAUACGUUCAUCGCUAUGUGAACAACUUACGAUGUAGUGCAACCAGGAAAGAACGAACCAACGGGCUGCUUACGCAAGAGGAGUUGCACAAAGCAGAAGCAACCAUUUUUCGUUGGGUGCAAUGGGAAGAAUAUCCAGAUGAGGUUGUAGCUCUGACCAACGGACAUAAUAAGCAGCCUGGACUACAGUUUGCAUUGGAGAAAAACAGCAAGAUUCGGACUCUUUCGCCGUUUUUGGACGAGUUAGGUGUUAUGCGGUCCGAUAGCAGAAUCGCAGCGGCAAAGUUUGCUACAUUCGAUACGAGAUAUCCUCUAAUCUUGCCAAAGGAUCAUCGAGUGACCGAUUUAGUUCUCCAAUGGUAUCACCAAAUGUACCUUCACGCAAAUGGAGAAACUAUUGUGAACGAAGUCAGACAACGCUUCCAUAUUCCGCAGCUACGAACAAAAGUGCGAAGAGUAGGGAAAGAAUGUAAAAUGUGCAGAAUCAAGAAGCCAGUUCCAACAAUACCAAGAAUGGCUUCUCUUCCAGCAGCGAGGCUGCGGCCACAUGUUCGCUCGUUUUCAUUCGUUGGUAUCGAUUAUUUUGGACCAAUUGGAGUAAAGGUCAACAGAAGCGUAGUGAAGCGCUGGGUAGCUUUAUUUACAUGUAUGACCACCAGGGCCAUUCAUCUUGAGGUCGUCCACUCAUUGUCAACGCAGUCCUGCAAGUUGGCGAUCAGGCGUUUCAUUGGACGUAGAGGAACACCGGUCGAGAUUCGUAGCGAUAGGGGCACAAACUUCGUGGGAACGAGUAACGAUCUGAAGAAGGAAAUGGAACAAACGAAUAGCGAGCUCGCUUCAACAUUUACCAACGCUAAUACGAAGUGGAUAUUUAAUCCACCUGGAGCGCCCCACAUGGGGGGCGCAUGGGAACGGCUAGUGAGGUCCGUUAAAGCUGCUCUCGCUGCAAUGGAUACUCCUAAAACACCUAACGAAGAGACAUUCGCUACUAUACUUGUGGAGGCUGAAAGUAUAGUAAAUUCAAGACCCCUGACAUAUAUUCCACUGCAGUCGGCUGAACAGGAAGCUUUAACACCCAACCACUUCCUCCUGUUAAGUUCGAGUGGAGUGGUACAGGCACCCAAUAAUAUAGCAGAUCCGAAACAAGCAUGCAGGACCGAUUGGGAACAUUGCCGAAUUAUGGUGGAUCAGUUCUGGCGCCGCUGGGUGCGAGAAUAUCUCCCGACCAUCGCACGACGCACCAAGUGGUUCGAAGACGUGAAAGCUAUUGAAGUUGGGGAUUUGGUUAUGAUGGUGGAGGAGAAAACUCGCAAUGGGUGGAUUCGAGGUCGGGUAGCCGAGAUCAACGUAGGGAAGGAUGGCCGAGUUCGUGACGCCGUAGUACAAACCGCCAAUGGAUUGGUUCAUCGUCCGGUAUCUAGAAUAGCGCUAUUGGAUGUUGAAGAUAGUAAAGCCGGACCAGAUGGACCUCUGGCCAGCCUUACGGGUCGGGGAACUGUUGAUGUAACCGACUGAACCCCGUUUGGUCGACGUAACGGCCGAACCCGGCGAUAUCAAUAAAUGAUUUGCGUUGACAUAAGCCGAAUGAAAGAGGAAAGAGAAUUAGGGACUAUUGUUCGAUGAAGUGAUGAAUAUCAUAUUGGUUCCACGAGGAUAAGUUUAUAAACCAUUUCGUUAAAGUUAUAAUUUCUCUUUAUUAUACAAUAUUAUUCUGAGUGAGUACCGCUAGAGCUAAAUUAGAAAAUGGAAUUGUACUUAUUUUUGUCGAUAUUGAAUUACAGCUCGCGGUGGUCGCUGAUAAUCGUACAUUCGUAGGGUACUUGAAUCGAUAGUUGACACCUACAAGUAAAUAUGAAAAACCCUUGAAAUUGUUUGAACUAAUGUAUAGUUUAUUACAGUCAGAUCGAGCCUAUUGAUGAGUUAUUGUUGGGAAAUAAGGAAUUAAUUUGGAGUGAGGAUAGACCAAUGUAAGCGCAAUCAAUGUAAGUUUCAAUGACUUGUACU
This is a messenger RNA of Aedes albopictus (Asian tiger mosquito), 7010 nucleotides long. RefSeq lists its product as uncharacterized. Gene Ontology annotation, biological process: DNA integration. The coding region runs from base 321 to 6521 and encodes 2066 amino acids. The record is from RefSeq and is a predicted model, not a curated record. NCBI's taxonomy places the organism in Eukaryota, Metazoa, Arthropoda, Insecta, Diptera, Culicidae. The transcript is spliced from 4 exons. Gene Ontology annotation, molecular function: zinc ion binding; nucleic acid binding.